This is a messenger RNA of Helobdella robusta, 360 nucleotides long. RefSeq lists its product as hypothetical. Bases 1 to 360 code for a protein of 119 amino acids. Lineage: Eukaryota; Metazoa; Annelida; Clitellata; Rhynchobdellida; Glossiphoniidae. The transcript is spliced from 3 exons. The record is from RefSeq and is a predicted model, not a curated record.
AUGAAUUUUGAUGGAUUAAAUGUCGAGUGGGAGAAGGUGUCUGAGGCCAAAGAAUACAUCGAGAAGCACAAACUCGAACAAUUUUUUCUGAAUAUUACCGCUCUGCUGGUCUUUAGGCAGCCAAGAGAUCCAUUUGCUUACAUACAGCGCCAGAUAAAAAAGUUAACGAAGCAUUCACUAAUCGAGGCAGAGGAUUUGGGAAUUCUUUUUGACAAUUUGGACACUGGCAGGACUGGCUGUCUCACUAAAGAACAAUCCCUGAAAAAUUUAGGUGUGGGACCAAGCUCUCUUGAUACUAGUUCUUCGUGCGUUCCCAAGAGUUCAUUCAUUGUUGACUGGUCAGGACUUCGUUUUUUAUAA